Zootoca vivipara (common lizard) is the source of this 6749-nucleotide messenger RNA. The record is from RefSeq and is a predicted model, not a curated record. Lineage: Eukaryota; Metazoa; Chordata; Lepidosauria; Squamata; Lacertidae.
GCCGUGUUGCUCCCGCCCAAGUCCCCGCAAACCUUCCAAAUUGAUUAGAAUGUCUUAAGUGUUAAUCUCUGCUCAUUUGCUUUCUGCCUUCAUUGAAUGUUUUGUUUCCUUGAGGCUUUCCAGAUUUUGUUGGAAAGCAGCUUCCAUCCUUCCUCACCAUUGGCCAUGCUGGAUGGAGCUGGUGGCCUCAAAGUCCAACAUCCUAUGGAGGGUCAUGAAUUCCUUACUUCUGCCUUAAAAUAUGGGAGGUGGUGGGUGGUGAGCCUGGUCCACACAUGCAUGCUCAUCACUGGAUGACUGCAACACGAUUACUUGUAUGUGUGGGCAUAACACCCUUGAGCCUAUGGCUUCCAUAUGGAGAUCACAUUCAGUGGCAAAUCAUUUGGGACUGGUUCACACAAGAGUAUCUACCCCUGAUAGGAGGAGUGAAGGAGCUGUGGCCCUCCAGAUGUUGUGGGGCUCCAGCUUCUAUCAUCCUUAGCCAACAAGCUCAGUGAUAAGUGACACUGGGAAUUCAGUAACAUCUGGAGGGUCUAUCCUUGCUCUACAGAUUGCUGUUCACUUGAUGGCUGGUAGCUGAAUGUCUGACCUGACUCCGCUGGGUAGUGUUGGGAGUGAAGUGAUAUGGAUGUUCUGUCUGUGAUGUUAGGCUUGUGGUGGCUCCCUUAUGGAUGCAAAGGUCCCCUUGGUUAUCCAGUGAGAAAUAUGUGCCCCUGAACAAGUCCAUAGUCUGUCACUUAGUGCUUGAUCCACCAAAUGUGUGACCCACCCCCGUUGACAAUGUGUUUCACUUGACUUCAUAUGAAAGUUGUCUCUGUGGCUGUUUAAUUGAGGGCUCACACCUGCAGCUUAGUGCCACAUCACACAUGCACGUGAACUAGUGUUAUGCUCAUAACUGGAACUAAUGGUGAAAACUGAGUAUUUGUGCUAGUCUCCCAAUGACUUCCAUUGGUGGUGAGUAGAUCGACCCCAUGGAAAAAGCCUCUAUGUUCCUGUGCUGUGGGAUUCAGGUGUGCAGUGAAUGCAUGCUCAACUUCCUCCAAAACUGCAACAUCAAUGCAGAGGAAAGAUCACCCACGACUACUGGAAGGGCCUAGUCUUCUGGAGCAAGAAAAUGCAGAAAUGCCUCUAAACCCAUGUCUGCAAUCGCACCAAGGUGUGAUUCACAAUUAACUGCUGCAGGCUCAUCUGUCAUAUUUAUGCCCCAUCUCACUUAUUGAGGUACAUAAAAUAAUGGAGGCUACAUAGUUGGUUCCAGUCACUUGGAGGAAACGUAGCUGGAAGCUGCAUUUGGCUGUAGCUAACUGGCCAGCCGACACCCAUUUGGAGGCAUGCAGCUCCCCUUCACAUGCUACAAGUGCCCCACAAACAAGUCUUAAAUCUGCUGCUGUUACGUGUGAGCUAUUCCUCUGAUGUCACACUGAGGACACAAGACAAUGGCCUGGUACAUCCAUACAUGACCCAGCCUCCAUUGCUCAGCCCUUCAGUACUAUGACCAAGGUGCUUUACAGCUGAACAUGUGAACCAAUCCCAUGAAAACAUGUUGGAUUUGUGUGGUGUGGGGUGCUACAAAAAAUUCUGGUUCUGGUGUUAAAUUAUCUAUGCUGAACCGUUUGUCCGUGUUUGCCUUUGAUGUUGCAUGUCCUGCACCAUGCUUGUCUCUAUUAGCCCACAGAGUGCCUUGCUGCUUAACUUAUAUCUGCUGAAUUUGUAGCGCAUCUCUGCCCAUAGCUGCCAAGUUCUCCCUUUUUUUAAGGGAAAUUCCCUUAUGCUGAAUAGGCUUCCUCACGAGAAAAGGGAAAACUUGGCAGCUAUGUCUCUGCCAUCUGGAUUUGUUUUUAGCGAGCUGGCUCAGAAUGCAAAGUGUCCUGAGAUAGCUUAGUACAUAUGAGAACUCAGAAAGCCUGUGUUGGAUUUGCCCAGUGCAUGCUUAAGAUAGUUGUGUCUUUGCAAUGCACACUCUAUCUUUUCUGUAUCUCUUCUGGGUGUAAUACACCAACCCUUUUCAGAAGGGAUCUUCAUUCUGCUAUUAUAAUAUUGAAACACUUUCUGCUCUCAUUUUUCUCAUCAGAAUGUUGGAAAGUGAUCCCGUCAAAAGGGCAGAGUCAGAAUAUCUACUCCUCUGGCCCCUUAAAUGUCAGUCCAUGCAAUCUUGGCUGCAGGAUAAUCUUGGCUUUGGGUCAUUUCUUGGAAUUAUUGGAUCAAAUUUGAUUGAAAAUAAAAGGCAAAUGCUGGUUGCUUCAAUCGUGUUCAUCAGCUUUGGCGUCAUCGCUGCCUUCUGCUGUGCAAUUGUAGAUGGAGUGUUUGCUGCCAGGCACAUAGAUCUCAGGCCACUGUAUGCAGGACGAUGUCACUACUAUUCCAAAAGUACAGCUCAGCCAGAGGCAGUCUGCCACCCCCCACACCGCAGCCCCUGUACGCCCAAGAUAAAAGGCAACACCUGCUUCUGCUGCGACCUCUACCACUGUGGGAGAGUGGAGAUUUCCGGUGGUUAUUACGAGUACAUUGACGUCAGCAGCUGCCAAGAUAUCAUUCACCUUUACCACCUGCUCUGGUCAGCAACCAUUUUGAACAUCGUGGGCUUGUUUCUCGGGAUCAUCACCGCUGCAAUCCUAGGAGGCUUUAAAGAUAUGACUCCCUCACUUCCUGCUCUAAACUGCACAGUUGAAAAUGCACGGCCCACUGUAUCUUACUACUCAAGACCCCAGGUGACGUCAUACAAUACAUACUACCACAGCACGCCUCACCUGCCGCCGUAUUCAGCAUAUGACUUCCAGCAUUCCAGUGUCUUCCCGGCCUCCACACCAUCUGGCCUUUCUGACGAUCCUCCAUCGCUGUCGCCGUCGCCAAGCUACGUCUGGUCCCCUACUGCUCCUCCUCGAUACUCCCCACCGUAUUUUCCACCUUUUGAAAAGCCACCACCUUACACGCCAUGAAGGAAGGACGGGUAGAAACUGUGCCGCUGGGGCUAAUUGUGAAACCUUUUUGUACUGGAGGGAGGGUGGGGAAGAGAGGAGGGGGCACACUUAUUACAUAGCAUACAUAAGAAAUUUAAAAUAGGGGAACCCUGCAACACUCUUUCCAUAGACCAGGCCUAGGCCAAAUUGAUGCUAACUGCCAGCGGCAAGAAGGGAGAAAUCCUAUAUUCAGCACCUGUAGUCUUGCUCAGUUUGCUUCUUCAAAAUCCAUCAUGAUUAGCCGACCGCUGUGGACUUGUUGCUUUGAGGGUUUGCUGUGCUGUUUCCCUCUCACUUUGAGCAAAUAGCUGAAAGUGCAAUGUGGCUAAUCAGGCACACCCUGCUUUUCUCAAAAGAUGUUGAUAAACGGGUCUUCCUAAUUCCUUUUGCCCUCUUUAACAAAACUGCUGGGCUGAGUGGAAUGUAGCUGACGGUGAAGAUUUAAAGGAGGAACCCAAGAGCUUGAGUGUAUGAAAUGAAUGCUCUAGACUAGUAGGAGGAGGAAAUAAUAAUAAUAAUAAUAAUAAUAAUAAUAAUAAUAAUAAUAAUAAUAAUAUGUGAUCUAUGAAGCCUUAAUUUUGCACACUGAAAAUGGGCCUUUGAAUGGGAACUGAGGAAGAUCACUGCAGGUGCAGCUGUUUGUUAGGCAAAUGGCACUCUACUGACACCUAGCGACAUUCUGUGAGCAUUACCUCACAGUAGAAAAACAAAGGUUGCUUCACACACAACUUUUUAUCGUUAUGUAUGUUGGUGAUGGAUGCAUAUAAACCGGCCUUUAUUUUCCUAUUUAGGUUUUUAAUAUAGCCACAAACAAAAAUAGGUGCUAUGUCAAAUAUUUUCUGCUCUUUUAAACAGCACAAAAGCCACAGUUUGGCUGGAUGCACAUGAUCAAAUGUCACUUUCCCCCUUUUUCCUUGCAAGAGGAUGCUAAUUAAGCUGUUUAGCACCUUCAAGCAUUGGAUUUCCACCAUUUGUUCCAACAUAAGCCCUGUUUGGGUGUUCAGGCACUCUGCAUGUAAACAAACACAUGAAGAGAUGUGGGAAGGGGGUGCCAAAGCCCACCCCUUACAGCUCAUCAUCCAUACCCCAUUUUAUAUGAAAGUUCUGCAGCUGGGAGUCUUCUGUACUCAUGGUGGCUGCUCUGCUGCUCAGUGGUAGAGCAUCUGCCUUGCAUAUAGGAGUUCCAAGAUUCAAUCCCUGGCACUGCUGUGUAAACCGUUGCCUGAAAUUCUGGAGAGCUGCUGCCAGGCAAUGUACACAAAAUCCUCAUCUAGAUGGACCAUUUUUCUGAUUCAUUAUAAGGCUGGGUCCCCAUGAAACUAAUACAAAUAGGAGGGUUUAAAUAGUGCAAGCAGCUCAGCCUCCACAAGAAGAGGCGGCUCCCCACCUGUCUUCACACCACUGGAGUCCCUCAAGCAGAGUGUGUUUGGUGUAGCCAUUUUGGGACUCUUGGGUGAUCAGGAACUGAGGCUAACAUUAACUGUCCUCUAAGCUGUGCAGCAAGACCUAGACUGCAUGCCUGCAUUAUUCAUAGGCUACAUAGUCAGCUUCAAAUGACACACAAUUCUGCAUGCAGAAUCCUCAGCUUGUACAAAUCCUAGGAAAUCCUAGUCUGAUUUACACUUUAUGUUGCAGUCUCUCAUACAUCUUAAUAGGGAACACUCAAAUGUUUGAAGCAGGUAUAUCCCCACCCUACCCCACCCCCCAAAAAUCACGGCUCCUUAGUGAGUGUUCACCCUGUCUUGUUACAGAUCUCUCCCCGUAUUUGCAAAGUCCACCACAGUAUGGAGUGGACCGGAGAUUCCUGCUUUUUAAAAAAUGAAAACACCUUAAUGAAUUUAUUAUAAAGGGCUGCUUCUGCUUGUGACUGAGUUCAAAGGAAGGGGAUUUGCCAAGGGCGUACCCACCAUGCGGCAAGUUAGGGCAGCUGCCCUACUCUAGAAGCAGGGCUGGUGGGCAGAGGCGGAGCACAGCCCGGCGGAGCGCGAGUUCGCCAUUCGCGCCGCGCCGCACCCUCCCUCCAGCUCCCCGGCGCGCCCUCAGGCAAGGCCAAGCGCGGCGGGGAACCAGGGAGCGGGGAACCCACGCUCCUCCUCGCACAGCCUACAGCGUCAGGAGCGCUGCCAAAAGGCUUCCUCCCUGCAACAAGGCGCUGCGGAUUUGAGUUCCGCUCUCAGAGCCCGCGCCUCCUUUGCAGCAACGCGGUGAGAGGGCUUCUCCCAUCCCACCCACUUCCUUCUCCCCACCCCCCACAAAUACGGUACUGGGCACCCGCCCCCCUCUCGAAAGCUGCUCGAUCAUUGCCUGUGCCUGCCUGCAGUGCCUUCAUUUCAAGCGGGCUCAGGGUUUGCAAGGCGACGGUUGUGUGCACAGCGCGCACGGAUUCGGAAUCGGCCUCGAUGAACGCGGCGGGGCUGACUCAACAGAUGCACUGCAGGGAUGCGCAGGUUCUCCAGCGAGACUGGCGGGAUUUCCACCGCCCCCUCCAUUAUCUCUACGCAGACCUUUUCCUGCCUCCUUCCCCCAAAGCCCCGUAUUUCCUUUCCUCCCGGUAGACAUCCCCGCUUUUUGCAACGCGGUUGUCAGACCCAAAGCAAAAUAAUUAAGACGCCGUCGGCAGAACCGCGGCUAUCUUUUUGUGAGACAUCAAUUAGGGAUAAAGGGGCAGGUUUGUUCCAAGGGAUGCUGCGGUGCGACAAUACUUCGAUACGUGUCUUGUUACGUAGUAAGAGGUAACCCGUUUGCGAUCAGGCUGGCCGCCACACAACCUCCCGCAGCCCAUAUAAUCCUAGCAGAGACCGUUUUCCCAACGGAGUUGCUAUAUACAGUAUAUAUAUGCUGUGCUCUGUCUUUACUCGUCUUGCAUUAACAUAUGUCCUUCUCUACCACACACAUCUAUUGCAAUCCGCAAACCUUAAGCCACCAGCAGAUACGCUCAUCAAAUGUUCUAUUUUAAGAACAUUUUAAAAGCAUCUGUUCCCGCCCACUUUGUUCGCUGUUCCCGCCCACUUUGUGGCCCCUCCCCCUUUCGUGCCUUGGCCCCUCCCCUUGCCCCCCCCUAGUUUUGAUCCUGGGUACGCCCAUGGGAUUUGCCCCAAAUAAGAAAAACUAAUAUUUUAAAGAAAAAUGCAAUUUGAAAGCUUUUAGCUUUCACAGCUCUAGCAAUUUAGAAAGUUGCAUUUUGUAUGUGUGGCCGGUUUGGUGAAUCGGUUCAUGGUUCACUGCAAACAGCAAUGCAGACCUAGGUUCAAAUUCCCGCUGAGCCACCAGCCUAACCUACUUCUUGGAGGAAAACACAUGAAAGAGAUUUUACUGCAACAUUGAAAUACCUGAAUUGUGUACUUGGUUCAUGAUAGCUAAUCAAGUCUGUAUUUUAAGCUGUAAGAGAUGGAAGAGUUUGGGAAGCCAUGCACCGCAUAGCUUAAGAGGGGUAUCCAAUGUCUUGCCCUCCAGAUGUUUCUGAGCUACAUCAUUCUACACCAUUGGCCAUGCCUGCUGGGGUGAUAGUUGUAGUCUACCAACAUUUCCAGGGCACUACAUUGGCUACCCCUGGCUUAAUACAUGUGCUAAGCAUCUUAAUACUGAUACUAGGGAGCUCUCAAGACUUUGUGAGCUUGUGUGUCCUAUCACCAAUUGAGUGCUGUUCUGGAUUGUGGCCAGAGACUGUAUGCUGUUCAUUCUGGGGAGGUGGGGAGGAAAGAGUUGUACAAAAACAGGUAUUAGAGCACGGGUGUCAAACACAAGGCCCGGGGGCCAAAUCCGGCCCGCCAGACCUCACCAUGUGGCCCGCCG